Messenger RNA from Opisthocomus hoazin, 1971 nucleotides. The record is from RefSeq and is a predicted model, not a curated record. NCBI's taxonomy places the organism in Eukaryota, Metazoa, Chordata, Aves, Opisthocomiformes, Opisthocomidae.
AAACACUGGAUUUUUGUUAGAAAUUCUGCAAGAGUGAUACCAUCAGUAAAGAUGUCAUACUUAAAGAAAGGACUUAAAUGUUGCAGUCCUGUGAGUCAGAUGAACAAAGUAAUACGAACUCUGUUUAAAGCACACAUAUUAAAGAACGUAUUUGGCAUCAAUGAACAAUCAUUCGGAAAUUCACGUGCAUCAUCUCAACUUAGUUCUGAAAAGGCAAACUCUUACAAUUAUGUCAUUGUUGGAGCUGGAUCAGCAGGGUGUGUAUUAGCCAACAGAUUGACUGAAGACCCUCUCAGUACUGUACUACUUUUGGAAGCAGGCCCUAAAGAUACCCUUCUAGGUAGUAAAAGACUGAUGUGGAAGAUUCAUAUGCCUGCUGCAUUAACAUACAACCUCUGUGAUGAGAAGUAUAACUGGUAUUACCACACAACAUCACAAAAGCAUAUGGAUAACCGAAUUAUGUACUGGCCCCGAGGAAGAGUGUGGGGUGGCUCCUCGUCGCUCAAUGCUAUGGUAUACAUCCGUGGGCAUGCAGAAGAUUAUAACCGAUGGAGCAGGGAAGGGGCGAUAGGAUGGGACUAUGAACAUUGCUUGCCCUAUUUUAAGAAGGCACAGACACAUGAACUGGGUCCAGAUCAGUACAGAGGUGGAAAUGGACCCCUGUAUGUGUCACGAGGGAAAACAAACCAUCCCCUUCAUCAUGCAUUCCUGGAGGCAACCCAGCAAGCUGGGUAUCCCUUCACAGAUGAUAUGAAUGGCUAUGAGCAAGAAGGAUUUGGCUGGAUGGACAUGACUGUACACCAAGGUCAGAGAUGGAGCACAGCUAGUGCUUACCUUCGCCCAGCCAUAUCACGCCCAAAUUUGACAGUUGCAGAAAAGACACUUGUAACAAAAAUCUUGUUUCAAGGAACGAAAUCCAUUGGUGUUGAGUAUGUGAAAUAUGGCCAAAGGAAAAAGGCUUUUGCCAGUAAAGAAGUUAUUUUAAGUGGAGGUGCCAUAAAUUCUCCACAGCUGCUUAUGUUAUCUGGAAUUGGCAAUGCAGAUGAUCUAAAAAAACUGGGGAUCCCUGUUGUUUGCCAUCUUCCUGGAGUAGGCCAGAACCUUCAAGAUCAUUUAGAAGUGUACGUCCAACAAAAGUGCACCAAACCUAUUACUCUAUAUAACGCACAAAAGCCAGUUAACAUGGUGAGGAUUGGUCUAGAAUGGCUUUGGAGGUUUACAGGUGAGGGAGCCACUGCCCACUUAGAAUCUGGUGGGUUUAUCCGAAGUGAACCAGGGGUUCCUCACCCCGACAUUCAGUUCCACUUUCUCCCUUCUCAGGUGAUUGAUCAUGGUCGGGUUGGUUCCACAAUGGAAGCUUACCAGGUCCAUGUGGGGCCCUUGAGGAGCACGAGUGUGGGCUGGCUAAAGCUGAAGAGCACAGAUCCAAAUGACCAUCCUAUCAUUGAGCCUAACUACAUGUCAGCAGAAAGAGAUAUUUGGGAAUUCCGCCAGUGUGUCAAGUUGACCAGAGAGAUCUUCGCUCAGAAAGCUUUUGAAAAAUUUCGUGGGCCUGAAAUUCAACCAGGAAACCAUGUUCAGUCUGACAAAGAAAUAGAUACUUUCGUAAGGCAGAAGGCUGAUAGUGCUUAUCAUCCUUCCUGCACCUGUAAAAUGGGUCAGCCUUCAGAUAGCACUGCUGUAGUUGAUCCCCAAACAAAAGUAAUUGGCAUUGAAAACUUGAGAGUAGUAGAUGCUUCAAUAAUGCCCAGUGUUGUCAGUGGAAAUUUGAAUGCCCCAACUAUUAUGAUAGCAGAGAAAGCUGCAGAUAUAAUUAAGGGCCUCCCGUCGCUUCAGGAGAAAAAUGUUCCUGUAUAUAAGCCCAAGACGUUGGAAACGCAGAGAUAAACAUUUUUAUCCUUUCACAUCGUUUGCUACUUAGGCUUUCAUCAUUAUAUUGGUAUCUCAUACUGAACAUGCCAACAAAAUAAA